Molecule: messenger RNA, 4570 nt
Organism: Sapajus apella (tufted capuchin)
Lineage: Eukaryota; Metazoa; Chordata; Mammalia; Primates; Cebidae
Gene: AUNIP
Product: aurora kinase A and ninein interacting protein
Exons: 3
Coding region: 3395-4393 (332 amino acids)
Biological process (GO): spindle organization
Cellular component (GO): spindle pole; centrosome
Source: RefSeq, a predicted model, not a curated record
UUCCCUUGGUGAGCUUAUAUAGGGGUUUGGUAAAAAUGGCAAAACCUGGUAUCCAAAGGCGAAAGUAUCCAACUACACUCAGGAAGGAAAGGAGCUGCUGUUUGGUAGAGGGAGUUGGGGUUGAGGAGAUUAACUGGAUACAGUUGGUGGGGAGAGCACGGGUAUUUUGUUGGAUGAUGAUGCCCAGAUAAGUGACAGAUGGAGAAGAAAUCUGGGCCUUAGAAGGGGACACGGGAUACCCCUUUAAGAAUAAGUGCUAAAGAAGCAGGAGAAUAUCUUGCUGAGAAGUUUCAUAAGAGGGGCUGCACAGGAGGUUGUCCACGUAUUGAUGAAGGUGAGAAGUUGAAAGACAGAAAGAGAGCAGGUUGUGAGUGUGAGCGAGGGCCUGACUGAAGUAGUGUGGGCUGUCCCUGAAGCCCACAAGACAGUCCAGGUGAGUUGUUGUGACUGGUGGGUGCCAGGGUCAGUCCGAGUGAAGGUAAAUAGAGGUUGGGAGGAGGGGGUGUAAGGGGAUGCAAAGGCAUCUUUGAGAUGGAGUACAGAAUAAUGAGUUGUGGAGGGAGGAAUUGAAGAUAGGAGAGUAUAUGGGUUGGCACUACAAGAUGGAUAGGAAGGACAAUUUGAUAAGGCUAAGGUCUUGAACUAGCCAGUAGGAUUUGUCUGGUUUCUAGACAGGGAAGAUAGAGUUGUAAGGAGAGUUAGUAGGCUUUAGGAGACCAUGUUGUAACAGGCAGGUGAUGACAGGUUGUAGUCUCUUUAGAGCUUGUUGGGGAAUGGGGUAUUGCCAUUGGGCAGGGCAAGGGUGAUUGAGUUUUAGGGGGAUAGUGACAGGUGCGUGGCUGGUUGCUAAGGAUGGAGUAGAGGUGUCCCAGACCUGAAGGUUAAGGUGAGGAGACGUGAUAGGAGGCUGUGUGGUAGGCUUUGGGUCAGGUAAGAGGGCAGCUAUGAGAUGUGGCUGUAGUCCUGGAAUAGUCAGGAUAGCAGAUAGUUUGGUUAAAAUAUCUGGCCCUAAUAAGAGAACAGGGCAUAUGGGGGUGACUAGGAAGGAGUGAGUAAAGGAGUGCUGCCCAAGUUGACACCAGAGUUCAGGGGUUUUGAGAGUUUUUGAAGCCUGGUCAUCAAUUCCCACAACAGUUAAAGGGGCUAAGGAAACAGGUCCUUGAAAAGAAGGUAAUGUGGAGUGGGUAGCCCCUGUAUUGACUAAAAAGGGGAUGGACUUACCCUCCACGGUAAGAGUUACCCAAAGCUCGGCAUCCGUGAUGGUCCAGGGGGCUUCUGAAGCAGUCGGGCAGCGUCAAUCUUCAGUUGCUAACCUGAGAAGUUCUGGAAAACAGUCGGCUGGAAAAUAUUGGGUUUGAACUCCAGGAGCCUUGAGAGUGUCUAUAAUGUGAGCCGGACAGUCUAAUUUCCAGUGGGUUCCCCCACAGACAGGACAUGGCUUAGACAGGGGCUUCGGCUGUGAGCAUUUAUUAGCCCAAUGUCAAAGCUUUUGGCAUUUAAGGCAAGAUGGAGCCCCAGGCUGUGGGUACUCCCUAGCCCAGUGGCCAGUUUUCUGGCAUUUGAAGCAAGGCCCUAGAGGAGGAUGGCUUGAUGGAGCACACGCCUUGGUGCCUGGAGGUUCCUUGUUGUUGAAAUAGUGGCUGGGGUUUGCCUUACCAUGGAGGCAAGCAAUUUUAGCUCUGAAAUGGGUUGUUGCUGCGCUUGGUGCCUCCUCCCUAUUGUUAAACACCUUGAAGGCCAGGUUGAUUAAUUCCUAUUGUGUGGUUUGAGGGCCUGAGUCUAGUUUUUGAAGUUUUUUCCUAAUGUCUGGGGUAGAUUGGGUAAUAAAAUGCAUAUUGAGAAUAAGGCGGCCCUGUGGCCCCUCUGGGACUAGCGCUGUGAAGCAUCUGAGAGUUUCUGCCAGGUGGGCAUGAAUUGGGCAGGAUUUUCAUGUUUGCCCUGCGUUGUUUCCUUAAGCUUGUCAUAAUUAACAACUUUGUAAGCUGCCUGGUUAAGUCCCUCAACCAAGCAAGAGACCAUAUAGUCUCACUUGGCGAUGUCAGGUGAGCCCACCUGGUAUUGUCAAUUGGGUUCUUCCCUAGGUACUGCCCUGAUGCCCUCUUGGAGGGCUGGCUCAUGGUAUCUGCGGGUGUCAGCAUAAGAUUGAGCCAGAAUAUAAACCCUAUUUCGUUCACCUGGAGAAAGAAUAGAGGUUAGAAUGACAUUUAAGUCAUUCCGGGUUAAAUUGCAGGACUGAGAUUGGAACUCUUGGAUCUAUUAGUGGAAUCUGAUGAGAAAGAUUUUAAGCGCUGACCCAAUUUGGGACAGAUCGGACAGAGAAAAAGGAACAUGCACCCUGACUAUGCCCUCGGCUCCAGCCACCUCUGGAAGGAAAAACUGUUGGGCAGGGGACGGAGAGCUACUUUUAAGGCUGAAUUGUGUCCUGGAGCAGGUGUGGAAGGGAGAAGUGACAGAGGAAAUAUAAGAGGGAGGGUGACUGAUCAUUGCGGAGACGUCUGCUCUGGUCAGACGUGAGGGGCAGAAGGGAGAUUAGGGUUUGGUUUGGCCUGAUGAGGGGCAGCUUGAGGGGGAAGGGAAAGGUCAGAAGGAUCUAUUGAGAUUGAAGAAUCUGCAUUGGCAGUAGGGACGGGGUGCAGGUGGAAGAGAAAGAAGGAGAAUUUGAGAGGGGUCCCACUGGGAGCAGAGGCUGGGAAGGGAGCAAAGUGUGAAAAAUGCCUGCACAUAGGGGAUUUCAGACCAUUUGCCCAUUUUAUGACAAAAGUUGUCUAGAUCCUGCAAGAUAGAAAAAUCAAAGGUGCUAUUUUCUGGCCAGUUAGGGCCAUUGUCCAAUUUAUAUUAUGGCCAAGCGGUAUUGCAAAAGAAAAUAAGAUGAUUAGGUUUUAGGUCAGAUGAUAGCUGGAUACGUUUGAGGUGUUUUUUUUUUUUAGAACGCAGGCUAAGGGGCAGGAGAGAGGAAUGGAGGGCGGGAGGUUGCCCAUAGUUUAAGAGCGGUGAAGACAAGAAAAGUGAACGCGUGACCAAGCAGUUUAGCAGGCUUCCUACACUAAACGUUGGUCUGAACCUGGGGUGAAUCUGUCAAAGGGGGCAUCCCCUGCAUUAUCUGUCACCCUACGAGUGUGAGCGACCAGAGCAGAUGUUUCCGCAGUGAUCAGUCACCGAAGGAGUGCAAGUGAGUUAUCAAAGCAGACUUCUCUGCGAUGAUCAGUCACCAAGGGAAGACUGUCUUCCCGGUUCCAUGACCUAUGUAGGAUUUUUUUUCCGGUCAUGAACCUCACAGAAAGUCCUGUCUUUCUUGUCUCCGCUGAAAGGGAGAGGAAAAUGAAACUGAAAGGAGAAGGAAGCUGAUAGUGAGAAAGGCAAAAGAAGAGCUAAGGCAAACUGCUUACCUGAUCUGAUGAUGACACAUUUAAUCAAACCAGGCACCAAAAUGUUAACACUCCUUCCUGGAGACAGACAGACAAAGGUUUCUUUUAAUCAAAGAAGAGCUCCAUCUACAGGCAUUCACCAGAGAAGCAUUGCUUCCUUCUUCACCUUGCAGCCAGGAAAGACAAAUGGUAGUGACCAGAAGAAUGUUUCACCUCAUACAGAAAGUCAAAUCAAAGAGUCCAAGAAAAAUGCUACCCAGCUAGACUAUCUGAUCCCAGGCUUAGCACAUGAUUGCAUGACAUCCCCUUUAGCCACUUCAACCACUGCAGACAUCCAGGAAGCUGGACUUUCUCCUCAGUCCCUCCAGACUUCUGGCCACCACAGAAUGAAAACCCCAUUUUUGACUGAGCUAUCUUUGCUCCAGCCUGAUACUCUAGACUGUACUGGAGAGAGUAAUACCCCACUGGCUUUAUCCUUCACUGAGGACUUGGAAAGUUCUUGUUCGAUGGACCAAAAGGAAGAAAAAAGGGAUUCUGCCAUGAAAAGGGAAUGGCUUCAUGGAUCUAAGAAAAACUAUAAGGGUAUGGAGAAACAUACCAAACUAUCUGAGGACAAAUGCUGUCAGCCCUUAGGCAAGACUAAACUGGAAAGAAAGGUGUCUGCCAAAGAAAACAGGCAGGCCCCUGUCCUCCUUCAAACCUACAGGGAAUCCUGGAAUGCAGAAAACAUAAAAUUAGUGAAACAAAGCCCUUGUCCUAUUUCUGCGUUUUCCUGGGAUAAUGAAAAGAAUGACAAGGACUCCUGGAGUCAACUUUUCACUGAAGAUUCUGAAGGUCAGCAGGUCAUUGCCCACAACACUAGAGCUCCUUUUCAAGAUGUAACCAAUAACUGGAAUCAGGACUUAGGGCUGUUUCCUAACAGUCCUUGGGCUCAGUGCCAGGAGGAUGGGCCAACUCAAAAUCUGAAGCCUGAUUUGCUCUUUACCCAGGACUCUGAAGGUAAUCCAGUUAUCAGGCACCAAUUCUAAAUGUUUUUAUGAAGUUUUGUUUCUAAAAAUACCCUGAAAUGACAGAGAUGUAGGAAACUAUAGUUGUGGGUGGAGAGAGGAGUGAGCUUGUUUAGUUGAGAAGGUGGCAUGGGAUAAAGCCGUCAUUACCAAGCAUCUUCUGUGUUAAGUAAAGCAGGCAGUACCAUUGUUAAGACA